GAAAACUGACGUCAGUGGAGUCGAUCGGUUCGUGACGGAGGAGGAGGGACCACAGACCGACUUGAUCCCACGUGUGACGGAGCGCUGCAUUCCCGGCUCGUUGACACUGUAGCUCCGCUCCAACUGCCGACCUACCGUCUGUGUGUAUCCGUUAGUCACUGCCUGCAGUUGGGUUAGAUAUGGAAGGAGACGGAAGCCAAGCCACGUCUGGAAGCCCGACUGAUCCGCAGCACGACCCGGGGAAAAUGUUUAUCGGUGGCCUCAGCUGGCAAACUUCUCCAGACAGCCUCAGAGAUUAUUUUAGUAAAUUCGGGGAAAUCAGAGAAUGUAUGGUGAUGAGAGACCCUACGACAAAACGUUCCAGGGGCUUUGGCUUCAUCACUUUUGCAGAUGCUGCCAGCGUAGAUAAAGUCUUAGCACAGCCACACCACGAGUUAGACUCUAAAAUGAUUGACCCUAAAGUUGCCUUUCCUCGACGUGCUCAGCCCAAGAUGGUCACAAGAACAAAGAAAAUAUUUGUAGGAGGAUUAUCAGCCAACACAGUAAUUGAAGAUGUGAAGCAGUAUUUUGAACAGUUUGGCAAGGUAGAGGAUGCCAUGCUAAUGUUUGACAAAGCCACCAACAGACAUAGAGGUUUUGGCUUUGUAACAUUUGAAAUUGAGGAUGUGGUGGAGAAAGUCUGCGAGAUCCAUUUUCAUGAGAUCAAUAAUAAAAUGGUAGAAUGCAAGAAGGCCCAGCCUAAGGAAGUGAUGUUUCCUCCAGGGACGCGAGGUCGAGCCAGGGGUCUACCAUACACAAUGGAUGCCUUCAUGCUGGGCAUGGGCAUGCUAAGUUAUCCUAACAUUGUAGCUACCUACGGCAGAGGCUACACUGGUUUUGCCCCAAGUUAUAGCUACCAGUUCCCUGGGUUCCCAGCUACAGCGUACGGACCGAUGACAGCAGCGGCGGUAGCAGCAGCUCGUGGCUCAGGGUUCCCUGAUUAUGGGUUGUAUUCUGCGGCCGGGGCCGGCGGUGACGUGCGGGGAGGAACACCCUACUCCCUGGCUGACUAUGGCUCCCUGGGGGCCCAGGCGGCUGCUCAAAUCCUGCCUAGUGAGCAUGCCAGCUCCGCCUGCAACUCUCGCACCUCCCUCCAGCACCACCUGCACAGCCCGGACCCUUUUAAGAGCCCAGUAACCAACCCAACUCGGCCUGGAGCCUUUCCUGGUGCCAACAGUCCUAGUCCUGUAGCUGACCUCUAUGGAACCACCAGUCAGGAGUCUGGUGUUGGAAACUAUAUCAGUGCCACCAGCCCUCAGCCAGGCUCUGGCUUCAGCCAUAGCAUUGCUGUGAUGCCAUCCAGCACUAACCACUACAGCAUCCAUGCAGGGAACCAGGGUGGAGGUGGCGCCAGAUGAAGAACAGCUCGAAAACAAAAGCCCAAAAUCAUCGCAGAAGAAAAGAUGACAGCCUGCUCUACUGUAAAGCCUGAGCUGCUAUUGAGAUCCGUCCGACUGUACUGUAGUCCGGUAUCAUUGUGUAGAGAUUUGCUGGUUUAGAUUUUACUUUUGAUGAUUUUUUUUCUCAAUUUAAAUUGCUUUUCUUGAAUUAUGACCUUUUUUUGUCUUGCAUUUUAAAUCAUUAAUGAAAAAUUAUUUUUGAGUAUUUAGUUCUGAUUAUUUUAUGUAUAGAUUUGUUUCUUUUGAUCGUCGCGUGAAAAAGCAAUGUACAUGUCACUGCAAAUUUUGUGUGUGUGUCUGCUGAGACACUAUAGACACUUGUCUUUCUUUGUCUUUGAGUGAUUGAAAGGUUGUCAAUUUGCACAUACAAAGACAUCUGAUGUUAACCAAUGUGGCUCAGUGGAGACAGUAUUGGUCCAUCAAAACAACACAAGACACACCAAUAACACUUAGUAGCUUCGGUUCUAGCAAUGUUGUCACUAAACAUACCUAUUUUUGGCAAUAAGAGGACUACAAUAUUUUCACAGUCCUGUUUUAUAAAUGUUUGGUUGUAGGGAAAAAAAAAUAGAAAAAGCUAUCCUUUUAAUACUAUGUCAGAUUUCAGACGAAGUGUAUGACUGUAAGUUUAGUCCCAGUCAUUUCAUAUAGUUGUAUAGAGAGGCACAGACAUAUUUUUGUGAUGUGAUGGCUGAUUAGGUGAAGAGGCCACAUCACACUGGAUUGGGCGGAUGUCAACUGUGCUACCAGAGUCCCAUCCAUCGCACAAUGCCCGACGAAAAAAUAAUCCCAUGACAGAUCUAUAUAUAGUCUUUGCUUCUCAACUGUGGCUAAUUCAAUGCCAGCAUAUUUGUCAAAGUCAGGAGCUACAUUGUACCUGGUUAGAAAAAGACAAUUCACGGUUGUUGUUUUCACACAAACAUCUGUGGAGCUUUGCUCUGUGACACACUGCUGACAGGUUCCUCUUUCAUUCUCUAUAUCUCAGUGACUCUGGAGUUUAGUAGCAUUAAAGGAAUUCAAUCCAAAUCACACGUGAUGGUUCUGGGAAUACUAGACAGAUUGGUUGUGUCCUCAUAUUUGCAUGAUGUUUGUUUAAUACACUCUAAUUGUCUUUACAUGUCCGGUGUCACACAAAAGGCAAUAUUUCAAGUCUGAAAUAUAUUUCUGGUAACUUGUGUUUCUUUCCAAGGAGGACGAAGUGCAGCAGAUAAGUGUUGCUUAUUACCUCAGUCCCCUGUGAGAGCUCAUUUAAAAAUGGGAAAAAAUAGGAAAAAUAACUGGCUAACAAAGUGUAGUUGUUGCACCGUGAUUAGCGGUGAGGCUGAAAGCAGAUUUUAUUUGCACAUUAGUUGUCUCUUUGAGGUGGACUCAGUGAUGUGAAGGGUUUUUAUUUAUGGCUCAAUUUUGCUCAGUCUAACCUGUCAGGACAUUUUUGUUUUACUAUUUUUAAAUUUUGACAGUUGCCAAAUAGCCUCCACCACUGGUUGAUCCGUCAUCACUACAUACACACACAUUUUCAUACAAGCAUUACAAAAAAACAUAAAGGAAAAAUAGGAAUGUUAUCUAUAAUUUCAUGUAAAUAGGAAUUUGCUAUAACUAAAGCAUCAAUUUUUCUUUUAAAGUUUGGAAUGGUUUAUGAAUUGAUAAAUGUAUAUCCUGUUUUUCUUCCCCUCUAUGCUGAUACAGACAUUUUACAAAUUACUUUUACAAACAGUGGGAAGCUGAAUGCUGGACUGUUUCUAAAAUGGGGACUUCAAGUAAUAAUCAAAUAAUGAAAAAAAAUGUGUAUAUGGUUAAUUAAGAAGAGAAACAUGUAUGUUCCCUUGUAUGGUUUACAUUUCUAAGAAGGAUUUGUAUCAAUAUUUUUGUGGUUGUUAAUGAUUAUAUGAAUAAUAUCUAUAAAACUAACAAUAAUCAUAUUAUGUCCUGUACAUCCAUCCAGUUCUCUCUCCAUUCCCUGUCAUCCUCUACAAUAAUCUUCAGUUGAUCAUUAAUGUAUUUCAGUAAUGUAUACAAAAGAAAAUCCAAUGACCUUAUGUAGGAGUGCUGUCUUUGAUACCAGUGUAGUGGUCUAUACACAGAUUUGCUAACCUUUAAAACUGUCACUCUCUUCGUCUCUCGUAUCACUCUUUCUCCCAGUAACUAGUGAUAGAUGUUCUGUAGUUACAAUAGACACUAUUAGCUUGUGCUCAUUAGAUGAUGUAGGACCAGUGAGGAUUGAACUUUCUGAUUUUCCCAUCUGGGAAAAAAAGCUGACAUUGGUUUCACUUGUAUUUUUCUGUUGACUUUUUGUUCUGUGCUGCUCUCAAAUGGUUUUAACAAACCAAAGCUCUCUUUGAAAACAUUUGAAGGACAACAUGUUGUAAUUGGUUCUCGUAAACAAGGCAUUAAUUGGAUUACCACCCUUGAAUGUUUUAAAUAGGGGGUGUGCCAUACUACCUUAAAUGCUAAUGCUAGAUAUGCAAAACACUUUGAUUUGUUAUAAUUUGACGAGAGGUGGGAUUUUAUUACACUGAUGAAACAGAUAACAUAUUUUUAUAUAGUUACAACAGAUUCACGACAAUAACAAUAAUAACAUAAAUGACUAUUAUAAAUAUCAUUAAUCUGAACGCUAUGUUUUAAUAUUUGUACUCUUGAAAUAUCCCAGUGGCCCAUGGUACUACUAUUUUUGAAUGCUGUUUUUUUUUUACUUGCUAACUUCAGUAAUGUACAUUUUUUUUGAACACCUAAAUGUUUUUUUGUUUACUCUUGAUUCAUGGAAACAGCUCAUACUUUAAUCAGUGUUAGACUACAAUCACAAAAGCUUGCUUUCCAGUUGCCUGCUGCACAAGAUGCUACUCAUCUAAUUUUGACUAAUAUACUUAAACAGCCUUAGAAACUUGCAAUAACUUUGCAACUCUUUCCUGGACUUGCAGCAGUGCAAAGAUAACUGUGUUGUAUCUGAAUAGAACUGGUAGACAUUAGGAUGAGAUGAAACUCUCUUCCAUAUGUCCACCAUAGUUGUUCAUAAUAAAUCUGUUUAUAUAUCAAGGAAUUGCUUUGGACUUUUGCCAGAAGCUAUAAGAGCAAUGCCGGAGACAGAGAGAUAGUCAAUACUCAUCACCUCACAGUGCAGCCUACAAAAUAUGUUCAUAUGCCACUACUUUGACACUACUUUGCAUUAGCGAAUAAUGUUUUUAUGGGGACAUACUGUACCUGUAUAAUGCCAGAUUAUGGCGUUCAAGUAAAACCAAAUUAAUUCUAUUCAUACAGCCCAAAAUCACAAAUUAUACACUUGUCUCUGAAUGCAGCAUAGUGGUACGCACAGCGAGAAGAGGAAGGGUUUGAACCUGCCUGCCAGCUGGAGCCUUUCUGUGUGGAGUUUGGAGUUUGCACGUUCUCCCUUGUGUGUGUGGAGGGGGCUCCUCUGGGCUCUCUGGGUUUCUCCCACAUUAUAUGCAAAACAGCCUACUACCAAACUACCAGCCUUUCCCCCAUUCUUUACAUCAUCCCAUCAUAUUUCUGUACAUGGCAGCUGAAUUAUGGUUCAUUUCUUAGAAAAAUUGUGGUCUUGGUUAAAUAACACAAAUGUCCUCCAAAUUUAAUGACAAAAUAUGUCGUUUUUAACUGCCUUCUAGAAUGACACAUAGAGUUUUCUGAUCUUAUGCCUGUAUCGACAGGACAUCAUUUGUCUGUGUCUUACAAGACUGUUAUAAAUCACUGUGGGAAAAAUAAAUCAGUCUAAGAUCUGACAAUGCUAUGCUUAAGGUUUUGGUUAGAUUUAGGCUCAAACACAUCUUGGUUAGAAACAUUGUGGUUUGGGUUAAAAUGACCUCUUCAUUAAGGCUAGGGGACAUGGUUAAAGGAAGGCUGUAUUGACUGUUAAACAAAUCUCUGUUUUUGUCUACAGUGAUUUUUUGAAUUAAAGUCCCAAUUUUUGUUGACUGAUACAUCCAUCCAGACCUCUCCCUGCAGUUUUGUUGUUCUAUACCAUCACCCCAACUUCUGUCUUUGCUCCCAAUGGACAACAGUCAUAUUUACUGCAGCUGCUAGAAGGCUGUAACAUUUGAAUGUAAACGUGUCUUUUUUGGGCAUUUUCUGUCCCUUUUCUUGGGAGGACAACCUCUAUGGACUGCUCCACCUAGGCUGCCAGGGGAGGGUCUGAACAGAAGCAAAAAUCAAAGUUCCACCAUGUUUUUUCCUACUACAACAUAACUCAAUACAUUGCCUGAAACGGCAGGUCUUUCUUGUGUCAAAUACAGAUUUUCCUGUGACACAUUUCAUGUGAUACAACAAGCUGUAACAUCAAAAGCUCAAAGUGUAGCUAGAGGCACUUGUUUGUUCAUGUAGUGUAUGUUUGGUUAAGUUUUACUGCUUUAUAUGAGUAUCACAAUGCUUCCAGCUCUGGCACUUAACAGUGCCACUGAAUGUGAAUUUGUUAAUGCAACGUACAGUAGUUUCAUAUGAACAUACUUUUUGGACAGGUAUGUAUAGAAGCACCUCAUAGUAACAUGAGUGGCAUUAGAAGGAAUCAUAGCAAAAAACACAGUGUUUUAUUGUACGUGGCUCAGCUGACUUCAUGAGUGAUGGGCCUGUCCACUGCCUCUAUAGCAUAGCUAUAACCUGAGGUUUGGAAAAUACAAGGAUUUCUAUGUAGUGCAGUACUGUGCCUAUAUAGACACUGGUGAGGGAGUUUAUUGUGCGACUGUUUAAACGAUGUUAGCAAAUCUUCCACUGAUGCUAUAUAUCCAUAUAGCUACAAGGAAUUACAGUACACAGGAACAUAGUUUAAGGUGGUCACAGAGAGUUCAUCACAUCUGGUUUUACAAACAGUCUGAUUCUGUAUCUGCCUGAGCCACUUUGGAAAUAAAGUGUUAUUAAAGUAUGAGCUGAUUACCCUUUCAAGAAGCUGAUGCAGUUCCACAUGUUCAUAGGCAGUACACCUUCGCUGCUUCAGAUUGUUUUGGUUUAAUCUCAUAGCUCGCACUUUAAGGUAGCAUGGCUCUGCUGUUGCUGUACUUUACUUUAAUACUGAUAGUUUACAGCUAAUGAAUGUUACACAUCUUGCUAGAGAAGUUGAUCAUUGGAUAAUUGUUGGCUUGAAAAAAAAAGAAAAUACAACAUAUGACCUGGAAGGUGUUGGAAUAUGUAUUGUGAGUGUACUACUGUAUCCACUUAAACUUGAAUCUUGAGGCAAGUGCUAGGUAAUGGCCAUCUGCACACCUUGUCACUGAAACACAGCUCAUGCCAAGUGAUAGCUGGGGAUACCCAGAUACUUCAGUGCACACAGAUAACAGGGUUUUAAAGCUU
Messenger RNA from Xiphias gladius (swordfish), 6725 nucleotides. RefSeq names its product RNA-binding protein Musashi homolog 2-like. The transcript has 14 exons. Lineage: Eukaryota; Metazoa; Chordata; Actinopteri; Istiophoriformes; Xiphiidae. The coding region runs from base 180 to 1397 and encodes 405 amino acids. Gene Ontology annotation, cellular component: cytoplasm. Gene Ontology annotation, molecular function: RNA binding. The record is from RefSeq and is a predicted model, not a curated record.